Messenger RNA from Solanum verrucosum, 2211 nucleotides. RefSeq lists its product as uncharacterized. The transcript is spliced from 2 exons. Bases 1 to 2211 code for a protein of 736 amino acids. Gene Ontology annotation, molecular function: protein dimerization activity. NCBI's taxonomy places the organism in Eukaryota, Viridiplantae, Streptophyta, Magnoliopsida, Solanales, Solanaceae. The record is from RefSeq and is a predicted model, not a curated record.
AUGGAGAAGUCCUUUUUUAAAGUAUCAAAUUCAAGUUCUAUUACUCAGAAUCAACCUAACCGGGAAGAAAAUGCUAAUCAUUUGGAAGUACCAUCACACUCUUCUCAAGAAUUUGAUUUAAGUUCUUUAAAGGCUGAUCCAGGUGAAAGAACUCAAAUCUUGGAAUUUCAUCCAAAUCACCGUGACGCUAUUAGAAGAGCUUAUCUCCAAAAAAAACCUUGUCAACCUCUAUUAAGAGAGUUUCCACAAACAAACAUUUUUGGAGAUGUGCGUCGUUUUAAUCAUAAAUGGUUUGAUGAAUUUCCUGAUUGGUUAGAGUAUAGUAUAAGUAAAGAUGCAGCCUUUUGUUUGUAUUGUUAUUUAUUCAAGCAAAAUAACAAUCUUCAAGGUGGAGGUGAAAUAUUUUCGAGUGUGGGGUUUAGAAGUUGGCAUAAAAAAGCUAGUUUGCAAACACAUGUUGGUGGGCAUACUAGCAUUCACAAUCAGUCAAAAAGAAAAUGUGAAGAUCUAAUGCGACAACAACAAUCCAUACAUGCUUCAUUUGAGAAACAAUUUAAUCAAGAUAAGCACGGGUAUCAGAUCCGCUUAGUAGCUUCAAUUGAUGUAGUAAGACUUCUUGUGAAACAAGGCUUGGCAUUUCGAGGUCAUGAUGAAUCUAAAUUAUCACUUAACAGAGGUAAUUUUCUUGAGAUUCUUUCAUUUUAUGCCCAAAAGUGUGAUGAAGUUCGUAAGUUUGUAUUGGAAAAUGCUCCUCAAAAUGACCAAAUGACUUGUCCAAAAAUUCAAAAAGAUAUUGUAAUUGCUUGCAAUAUUGAAACAAUUAAGGGCAUCAUAAAGGAACUAAAUGGUGAUUAUUUUUCCUUAUUGGUUGAUGAAUCUUUUGAUGUUUCACGCAAGGAGCAAAUGGCGGUUGUUUUACGAUAUGUUGAUAGAAGAGGAUUUGUGAUGGAGAGACUUCUUGAAAUUGUUCAUGUUAAAAAUACUAGUGCUUUAUCUCUAAAAGAAGUAAUUUUCAAUUUACUUUCUCAACAUUCCUUGAGUCUAUCUUAUGUGCGUGGACAAUGCUAUGAUGGAGCAAGUAAUAUGCAAGGUGAUAUCAAUGGUCUUAAGAUGUUGAUUAAGAAAGAAAGUAGAUCGUCUUAUUCCAUACAUUGUUUUGCUCAUCAACUUCAAUUAACUCUUGUUGGUGUUUCUAAAAGAUAUCUUCAAGUUGGAGAACUUGUUCAUUUGGUUUCAAAUAUUUUUAAUGUUUUGGCGGCUUCUUAUAAACGUAUGGAUGAUUAUCGAGAAUCUCAAAAAAAAAAAAUCAAGAAGCUUUUGAUAUGGGUGAGCUUAAAACGGGUAGAGGCUUGCAUCAAGAAAAUUGCUCAAACUUAUGAGGUUGCAUUCAUGUUGCAUUUGAUGAAAGAAGUUUUAGGAAUUACUAAUGAUCUUAGUACAUGUUUACAAAAAACGGAGCAAGACAUUGCAAAUGCCAUGCUACUUGUUAAAGUGUCCAAGAGAAGGCUACAAGAGUUGAGGGAAAAUGAAAGAUGGGAUUUAUUUGUUGUCGAGGUUUCUGCAUUUUGUAUCAAGUAUAAUAUUGUGGUGCCUAAUUUUGAUGAGCCGUAUGUUAAUUCUGGAAGAUCACGACGUAAAUCUACUGAUUAUACUGUUUUUCAUCAUUAUCGUGUUGAAGUAUUUUGUAAAAUAAUUGAUUGGCAACUGCAAGAACUCAAUGAUCAUUUUGAUGAGGUAACAACCGAGUUGCUUUAUGGAGUUGCUUGUUUGAAUCCGGUAAACUCAUUUUCAAGUUUUGAUAUCCAGAAAAUAAUGAGAAUGGCUGAAUUAUAUCCUGACGACUUUGAACUUAGCAUGUAUGCACUUGAGAAUCAACUAGAAAAUUACAUUAUUGAUGUUCGUGAUAUCGAUAAAAGGUUCUCUGAUUUACAUGGGCUUUGUGAUCUUUCAAAAAGAUUAGUUCAGACAAAAAAACAUUCAUGUUAUCCUCUUAUAUUUGGUUUGGUGAAAUUCAUUUUGUUUCUGCCAGUUGCCACUGCAUCCGUUGAAAGAGCUUUUUCGGGAAUAAAAUUUAUUAAGAAUGAGUUGCGAAGUCGAAUGAAUGAUGACUUCUUGAGCGGUUGCAUGGUUCCUUUUAUGGAGAAGGAUGUGUUUAAGGAUGUUUCAACGGAUGAUAUUAUUUUGUCUUUUCAAGCAAUGAAACCUCGUUGA